Mangifera indica (mango) is the source of this 909-nucleotide messenger RNA. Its product is annotated as DNAJ protein JJJ1 homolog. Lineage: Eukaryota; Viridiplantae; Streptophyta; Magnoliopsida; Sapindales; Anacardiaceae. The record is from RefSeq and is a predicted model, not a curated record. The coding region runs from base 1 to 909 and encodes 302 amino acids. The transcript has a single exon.
AUGGCGUCUUCAAACCGAUGCCUGUACGAAGUGCUGGGCCUGACCGUCAACUCCUCGCCUGAGGAAAUUCGUUCCGCUUACAAGAAACUAGCUCUCCAAUGCCAUCCAGACAAACUCCUCCGAUCCGGCUUAACCCACCACCAAGCCACCGCUCAGUUCCAAGAACUCAACUUUGCUUACAGUGUACUCUCGGACCCCAAACAACGCGCCUGGUAUGAUUCUCACCGCGCACGGAUUCUUUUCUCUGAUCUUGAUUCGUUUUUUAGUUCAGUCCCUAGUCUUUCCUUCCAUUUCUCCCACCCAGCCUUUCCCACCUUUUCCGGAUAUUCGGAUUACGGUAAUGGGUUCUACAAAGUGUACUCUGAUUUCUUCAACAAGAUUCAUAAUAACGAAAUCAAUUUCGUCAAGAAAGUAGGGCUGGAACUGGGAACGGUGUGGGAUGCGCCAAGAAUGGGGAAUUUACAGAGUCCGGUGAAAGCAGUGAGGGAGUUUUAUAAUUACUGGCGCGGGUUCAGUGCGGUGAUGGACUGCCGGUGGGUGGAGGGCAAGACGGCGUUGGAGAGGGAGGAAUUGAAAGGAGAGUAUAAUGAGAGGGUAAGAAAAAUGGCAGAGUUCGUGAGAAAGAGAGACAAGAGAGUGCUUCAUUUACUUGGAAUGGUAAAUGAGCACAGGAAAAAGAUUGAGCAAGAAAGAAAACAGCUGGAAGAAUUAGAGAUGGAGAAGAAGAGGAAAGAAUAUGUCUGUGAGGUAUGCGGAGAGAAGUUUCAGAGAGAGAAGCGUGAGCAAUGGAGAAAGCGCGUGCAGGAUGUGGCCGAAUUUGGGCAGAGUUUCGUGGAGGAAGAGGAGGAGAGGGAGGUACAGUGUUGUAGAUGCAUUAAAACAACGUCGGCCUGGGACUCUUGUGUAUAA